AUGCUUGGCCAAAAAAAUACCCUCUUGGAAAGCAACCUGGGCAGUAGGAGCAAACUUGGUGAAAGAACAGUCACCCAAAGCAAAGAUGUUUUCAGUUCCGUCAACCAACAAUCUCUCGUCAACCAACAAACCUCUUCUAGCGUUCUUUUGUUCUUCAAUCUUGGAGGUCAAGUUUCUAACAAUUGGUCUAGGUGCAUUGCCUGUUGCCCAAAUCAACAUACCAUAAGGAAUCUGGAUCAUUUCAGUAGAUCCAUCUGCCGCUUUAGUUUGAGCAGUGACGGAUUCAGAGUCAACUUUCUUGACCAUAGUGUUGGUUUUCAAGUCGAUGUUGGUGUCCUGGAACACCUGUUUGGUGUAGUCAACCAACUUCUUGUUGAACAUGUUCAACACGUUUGGCAAGGCCUCGACCAAAGUAACUUUCAAUUCAGAAGCAACUUCGGGCAUCCAGGCGUGAAUAUCUUGGUCAAUGUAAUCCUGGAGCUCACCAGCAACUUCAACACCGGUUGGGCCACCGCCACAAACGACAAUGGACAACAAUCUCUUUCUUUGUGGGUCAUCCUUAGGCAAGAUAUUGGCAGCUUCGAUGAGGUCCAUGAGUCUUCUUCUGAUUUUGAUGGAGUCGCUGACUUCCUUCAAGAAGUAGGAGUUUUCUGCGACACCAGGGAUACCAAAAGUGGAAGGCUGGGCACCAACACCAACAACCAAGUAGUCGUAGUUCAAAGAGGUGACGAUAUCUUCGGAAAGGGUAGAUUUGGCCGAACCGGUGUCCUUACCAGAGUGGCCCGAGUGGACAGUGGUGGAUUGCUUGACGGUGAUUCUGUGGUUGACUGGGUCGAUGUCUGUGGCCUCUGCCUCCAAGUAGAUAACCUCACCAGCACAUCUUCUGGUGAUACCUCUCACAGGCUCAAUGAUGGAUCUGGCAUCGACAGUUCCAGUGGGCACCGAGGGCAACAAUGGGGUGAAAAGGAAGUAGUUACGUGGGGAAACAACAACAACGUUGUACAAGGUGGUGUCCAAGUUCUUCAAGAGCGAGAUGGAGCCCCAGCCCGAACCCAAAAGAACCAAGGUUUUCUUUUUCUUUCCCGACUCGAAAGUUGGCACCUGCUUGAUCUGGUCGGCAGGGUAAGACUCGUUGUAGACUUUGUAGCCAACAUAACCGACAGCACCGACGGUGGCCAAAGCAGUCAACCUUCCAAUGGUUUUGAAAGUUUUUCUGAAAGCAGAAACGGGCUUUUUGGGAGCAGCAUUAAACGCCCGAGCAGUCGACGAGAACAACCGCACAGAGGAAGUUCUGAACAUGGUGUAGCACGUCCAAAUUGGUCAAACGAAUAG
Molecule: messenger RNA, 1332 nt
Organism: Clavispora lusitaniae ATCC 42720
Lineage: Eukaryota; Fungi; Ascomycota; Pichiomycetes; Serinales; Metschnikowiaceae
Source: RefSeq, a predicted model, not a curated record